Molecule: messenger RNA, 2564 nt
Organism: Suncus etruscus (white-toothed pygmy shrew)
Lineage: Eukaryota; Metazoa; Chordata; Mammalia; Eulipotyphla; Soricidae
Gene: EPS8L1
Product: EPS8 like 1
Exons: 21
Coding region: 1-2421 (806 amino acids)
Biological process (GO): Rho protein signal transduction; positive regulation of ruffle assembly; regulation of Rho protein signal transduction
Cellular component (GO): vesicle; ruffle membrane; plasma membrane
Molecular function (GO): actin binding
Source: RefSeq, a predicted model, not a curated record
AUGGCUAAGUCCUUGCUCAUGCCCCAGGCCCGCCUGGUCCCUCUUCCCGGCCUGGUGGCCAAUCAGAAAACCAAACCUUCAGCUUCUGGGCGGGUGGGGGCGCCUAAGGGUGGGGACCCAGGCACCCCAGCCGUGCCAGUCCUGCGUGGGGGCCCGGGGGGCAGCGGGUCUGCCCCCUCGGCUGGGUCCCUGCCAGCCCCGCCCGGGCCAGGACACCUACAGUCUCUGAGCGCCCCUCUCGGCACCAUGAGUACCCCAAGCAUGGGCACCCCCACAGGCCCGGAAGCUGCCCCCAAGCCAAGCGCCAAGUCCAUCUAUGAGCAGAGGAAGCGCUACUCCACCGUGGUGAUGGCCGACGUCUCCCAGUACCCAGUCAACCACCUGGUGACCUUCUGCCUGGGGGAGGAGGACGGCGUGCACACGGUGGAGGACGCCUCCAGGAAGCUGGCGGUGAUGGACAGCCAGGGCCGCGUCUGGGUGCAGGACAUGCUGCUGCGAGUGUCCCCGGACCACGUGACGCUGCUGGACCCCGUCUCCAAGGAGGAGCUGGAGUCGUUCCCGCUGAGCGCCAUCGUGCGCUGCGACGCGGUGCUGCCGCCGGGCCGGGCCCGCGCGCUGCUGCUGCUGGUGUGCCAGGAGCCCGAGCGCGCUCAGCCCGACGUGCACUUCUUCCAGAGCCGGAGCCUCGGGGCGGAGCUGAUCCGGGAGGACAUCCAGGGCGCGCUGCACAGCUACCGCUCGGGCCGCGGGGAGCGCAGGGCGGCGGCGCUCAGGGCCACCCGCGAGGAGCUGCAGCGCCGCCCGUCGGCCGCCGCCCCAUCGCCGCCCCUGCAGCGCCGCCCGUCCGUCCGCGCCGUCAUCAGCACCGCGGGGCCGGGCACCGGCGCGGGCGGGCGCGAGCGGCCCCAGGUGGACCCCAUCCCCGAGGCGGACGAGGCGCGGGGGGCUCCCGGCGGCGACCGGGCCUCGAACCCGGUGUCCCCCGGCCCGCGGGGCCCGGAGCUGGCGGGGCUGCAGGCGGAACGGGACGUGGACAUCCUCAACCACGUGUUCGACGACGUGGAGAACUUCGUGUCGAGGCUGCAGAAGUCCGCGGAGGCGGCGCGCGUGCUGGAGCACCGGGAGCGUGGCCGCAGGACGCGUCGCCGCACCGCCGGGGAGGGUCUCCUGACGCUGCGGGCCAAGCCGCCCUCGGAGGCCGAGUACACCGACGUGCUCCAGAAGAUCAAGUACGCCUUCAGCCUGCUGGCCCGGCUGCGCCGCAACAUCGCCAACCCGUCCUCCCCGGAGCUGCUGCACUUCUUGUUCGGACCUCUGCAGAUGAUCGUGGACACGUCGGGAGGCCCCCAGUUCGCGAGCGGCGUGCGGCGCCCCCACCUGACCGCCGAGGCCGUGACGCUGCUGCGGGAGAACGUCACCCCGCGCGAGGAGGCGCUCUGGACCUCGCUGGGAGACGCGUGGACCCGCCCGGGGGUGGAGCUUGCCCCUGAGGAAGGCCCCGCAUACAGACCCGAGUUCUACUGCGGCUGGGAACCCCCAGCCACUGACCCGCAGGGCCGGCCCUGGGAAGACCCAGUGGAGAAACAGCUUCUGCAUGAGCGGCGGCGCCGGCAGCAAAGCGCCCACCAUGCCGCUGUCAAUGGUCACCAAGACCCCGAGUCAGAGGCUGAACCCCAGCCCGAGCCCGAGCCCACGGUGGAGCCCACUGGGAAGUGGGUCUUGUGUAAUUACGACUUCCAGGCCCGGAACAGCAGCGAGUUGUCGGUCAAACAUCAAGAUGUGUUGGAGGUCCUGGAUGACAAGCGCAAGUGGUGGAAGGUUCGAGACCCGCAGGGCCAGGAGGGUUACGUGCCCUAUAAUAUCCUGGCACCAUAUCCAGGACCCCCAGGAGGCCGCAGCCAAAGCCCUGCCCACAACGACAGUUGCACGCCCCCGCCCCCACCAGCCCUGGCUUCGGCUCCUGCAGGGGGGCGGCCCCACUGGGACAGCUGUGACAGUCUCAACAGUCUGGACCCCAGCGAAAAGGAGAGAUUCUGCCAGAUGUUCAGCAUCAACGAAGAGCUGCAAGCGCGUCUGGCCCAGGGUCGCUCGGGCCCCAGCCGCGCCGCUCCGGGACCCCGCGCCCCGGAGCCGCAGCUCAGCCCGCAAUCGGACGCUGCGGAGGUCCGCGCGUGGCUGCAGGCCAAAGGCUUCAGCUCGGGGACCGUGGCAGCGCUGGGCGUGCUGACGGGCGCGCAGCUCUUCUCGCUGCAGAAGGACGAGCUGCGCGCCGUGAGCCCCGAGGAGGGCGCGCGGGUGUUCAGCCAGCUCACCGUGCAGCGCGCGCUGCUGGAGGACCGAGCGCAAGUGUCCGAACUGGAAGCCGUGAUGGAGAAGCAGAAGAGGAAGGUGGAGAGCGAGAUGCAGGCGGGGGUCAUCUGACACCCGGCGCCCCUCUGGGGACCACGAACUCUGCAGAAGUGGAGGCCCGCUCCUGCCAGGAGCCCCGCCUGGACUGGCCCUGGCCCCGCCCGGUGGACAAGCUGGCCUCUCCCCCCAUUGGAGGCUCCCGAGCAAGACGGAUG